AUGGGACUACCUUUCGGUUCCAAGCCGCAGGCCAACAGCCAGCCCGUUCCCGAGCACUCACAGUCCGACUCUGAAGCGUCCAUGAUCCGCGAUGGCGAUCUCACCUACGUACGUCAAACAGCUGGAAAUGGCGCUACAGGAUACCAGGAAGCUGUCGGUGCUCCCGUCGAGACACGCUCACCGCUGGGAUACCACGUCAACUGGCUGACUAUCAUCUUCCUCAACCUCAAUCACAUGGUCGGCACCGGCAUUUUCUCCACGCCAGCUACUAUCCUACGGCUCACAGGCUCAGUCGGUCUGGCUCUCGUUUAUUGGGUCAUUGGCUUCCUCUUGGCUGUAGCUGGUCUCGCUGUCCACAUGGAGUUCACCAGCUAUUUUCCCAACCGCAGUGGCUCAGAGGUUGUCUGGCUCGAGCAAGGCUUUCCCCGACCGAAGCAUCUUUUCCCCGUUGCCUUCGCUGUACAGUCUGUGCUGCUAUCCUUUAGUAGCAGUAACGCAAUUGUCCUUUCCAACUACCUCUGGCGUAUUGUCGGCCGCGCGCCGGAUCCCUGGGAGCUCAAGGGUGUUGCGAUUGCAGCUUACACGCUGGCUGUCAUUACUGUUAUCAUACAUAACAAAUAUUCCCUAUGGGCGAUAAACGUUAUUGGUGCUUUAAAAUUGCUUUUACUAUUGUUUAUCUCCAUCUCGGGCCUUGUCAUCCUUGGAGGUCAUUUUCCCCGGAUCGAGAACCCAGGCAUCAACUUUCGCCAUGGCUUUCAAGACACAACUUCGAGCGGCUAUAGUCUUUCUCAAGCCAUGGUCAACAUCACAUUUGCCUUCUCAGGUUGGCAAAACGCUUUCAGCAUGGCAAACGAGAUCAAGAAUCCUAUCCCCACCUUGAAAAAGAAUGCCACGGCUUCCCUGCUCAUUGUCUUCUCUCUAUACUUCCUCUGCAAUAUUGCCUACUUUGCCGCGGUCCCCAAGGACAUAUUCCUCGAGUCUAGAGAGCUGGCUGCCGCUGUCUUCUUUCGUACAGCCUUUGGGUCUUCAGCAGAGUCCGCCCUCAACUUUUGUGUCCUCUUGAGCUCCUUCGGCAACCUCCUAGCCGUUCUUAUCAGCCAGUCCCGUCAGAUCAGAGAGAUCGCGCGUCAAGGUGUUCUCCCGUGGACCGAAUUCUGGGUUUCAACUAAACCCUUCGGGACUCCCAUCGGCCCAUAUCUACUCAAAUGGGGGUUCACCUUCCUGAUGAUCGUCGCGCCUCCAGCAGGGGAUGCAUUUCAGUUCGUCGUCUCUCUCAAGACAUACCCGGAUGCCAUAUUCCAUACUGCUAUGGGUGUUGGCCUUAUACUGAUUCGUCGCCGUCGUUCACGCUCCGGAACUCCUAGAUCCAACUUUCGAGCAUGGUGGGCUCUCGUUAUACUGUACCUCUUGGCUCAAGGCUUUCUACUGGUCAUGCCCUGGAUUCCCCCAGUGGGUGGCAUUUAUUCUGGAACAGUUAGUUUCCUAUGGUGUACCUACAUGAUUGUCGGGCUUGGAAUCAUGGCAAUCUGCGGCAUCUACUAUUGGAUUUGGAUGAAGGUGCUUCCCCGCUGGGGUAACUACAGCAUUCGAUCCCAAGUUAUCUCUGUCGAUGACAAUGGCGCCAACACACAUCCACUUUUACGGGUGCCUAAUUCUGAGGUGGCUGAGUGGGACGCUACCCAUGAUGAUCUCGGACGGGAUUUAGCCCCUCAGAGGGUAAUUAGGAGAAGCAAUAGCAACUCAGAGAAGUAG
This is a messenger RNA of Fusarium musae, 1752 nucleotides long. RefSeq lists its product as uncharacterized. Gene Ontology annotation, molecular function: L-amino acid transmembrane transporter activity. NCBI's taxonomy places the organism in Eukaryota, Fungi, Ascomycota, Sordariomycetes, Hypocreales, Nectriaceae. The transcript is spliced from 2 exons. The coding region runs from base 1 to 1752 and encodes 583 amino acids. Gene Ontology annotation, biological process: amino acid transmembrane transport. The record is from RefSeq and is a predicted model, not a curated record. Gene Ontology annotation, cellular component: membrane.